ACACUUAGUAAAUUUUUGUUGAUGCUAAUGUUGCAGAAAGUUGGGGAAUGAAUGGAGAUAACCGGAGUGGGGACUCAGAGUUCUUACUCCUUGGGAUCUCAGAAAAUCCUGAGCAGCAGCAGAUCCUGUUUUGGAUGUUCCUGUCCAUGUACCUAGUCACGGUGGUGGGAAAUUUGCUCAUCAUCCUAGCCAUCAGCUCGGACUCCCACCUGCACACUCCCAUGUACUUAUUCCUGGCCAACCUGUCUUUCACUGACCUCUUUUUUGUCACCAACACAAUGCCCAAGAUGCUGGUGAACCUUCAGUCUCAGAACAAAGCCAUCUCCUAUGCAGGAUGUCUGACACAACUCUACUUCCUUAUCUCCUUGGUGACCCUGGACAACUUCAUCCUGGCAGUGAUGGCAUAUGACCGCUAUGUGGCCAUCUGCCGCCCCCUCCACUACACUACAGCCAUGAGUCCUGGCCUCUGUUUCCUGCUCCUCAUCUUGUGUUGGAUCAUCUCCAUCCUCUAUGGCCUCCUGCUCACCCUCCUCAUGACCAAGAUGACUUUCUGUGGGUCACGGAAAAUCCACUACAUCUUCUGUGAGAUGUAUGUCCUGCUGAGGCUGGUGUGUUCCAGCACACAGAUCAUUCACACAGUGCUGGUUGCCACAGGAUGCUUCAUUUUUCUCACUCCCUUAGGGUUCAUGAUCAUGUCCUAUGUCCACAUAGUCAGAGCCAUCCUCAGAAUACCCUCAGCCUCUAAGAAGUACAAAGCCUUCUCUACCUGUGCUUCCCAUUUGGGUGUGGUCUCCCUCUUCUAUGGGACACUUGGUAUGGUAUAUCUGCAGCCCCUCCAAACCUACUCCAUGAAAGACUCAGUAGCCACAGUGAUGUAUGCUGUGGUGACCCCCAUGAUGAACCCCUUCAUCUACAGCCUGAGGAACAAGGACAUGCAUGGAGCUCUGGGAAGACUUUUAGGGAAACCAUUUCACAAGUUGAAAUGA
Molecule: messenger RNA, 986 nt
Organism: Tupaia belangeri chinensis (Chinese tree shrew)
Lineage: Eukaryota; Metazoa; Chordata; Mammalia; Scandentia; Tupaiidae
Product: olfactory receptor 1D5
Exons: 1
Coding region: 48-986 (312 amino acids)
Biological process (GO): G protein-coupled receptor signaling pathway
Cellular component (GO): membrane
Molecular function (GO): olfactory receptor activity; G protein-coupled receptor activity
Source: RefSeq, a predicted model, not a curated record